This is a messenger RNA of Drosophila takahashii, 2714 nucleotides long. RefSeq names its product general transcription and DNA repair factor IIH helicase subunit Xpd (gene Xpd). Gene Ontology annotation, biological process: transcription by RNA polymerase II; nucleotide-excision repair; positive regulation of mitotic recombination. The record is from RefSeq and is a predicted model, not a curated record. Gene Ontology annotation, molecular function: ATP binding; DNA helicase activity; damaged DNA binding. NCBI's taxonomy places the organism in Eukaryota, Metazoa, Arthropoda, Insecta, Diptera, Drosophilidae. Gene Ontology annotation, cellular component: nucleus.
AGUGUGGACGGUUUGCUGGUGUACUUUCCGUACGAGUACAUCUACCCGGAGCAGUAUGCGUAUAUGCUGGAACUCAAGCGGAGUCUGGACGCCAAGGGCCACUGCCUGCUGGAGAUGCCCUCGGGAACGGGCAAAACGGCCACCCUGCUCUCCCUGAUCGUGGCCUACAUGGUGGAGCAUCCGGAGACGGUGCGCAAGCUGAUCUACUGCUCCCGCACAGUGCCGGAGAUCGAGAAGGUCAUUGCCGAGCUGCAGAACCUGAUGGUCUACUACGAACGCCACUGCCCCAAUCCACCGCCACUCACGGGCCUGGUGCUUAGCUCCCGGAAGAACAUGUGCAUCCAUCCGGAGGUCAGCAAGGAGCGCGAGGGCAAGGCGGUGGAUGGCAAGUGCUACGGACUGACCGCUAGUUACAUUCGCGACCGGCACGAGAUGGACACCGAGACGCCCAUCUGCCAGUACUUCGAGGGAUUCAGUCUGGAGGGCAAGGAGUCCACAUUGCCAGUCGGCGUCUACAGCAUCGAUGAUAUGAAGGAGUACGGACGAGCGCGCAACUGGUGUCCCUACUUUUUGGCCCGCUAUGCUAUUGCCCAUGCCCACAUUGUGGUAUACAGCUACCACUAUCUGCUGGACCCCAAGAUAGCCCAGGUGGUGUCCAAGGAGAUGAGCAAGGAGUCCUGCGUGGUUUUCGAUGAGGCGCACAACAUCGACAACGUUUGCAUCGAUUCGAUGAGUGUGAAGAUCAACAGACGCACCGUGGAGCGCAGCACGAAUGCCUUAAACCAGCUGACAAAACUGGUUCAGGACAUUCGCGAAGAGGACACGAAUCGCCUGAACGAGGAGUACCAGCGGAUGGUCCAGGGCUUGAAGGAUGCCAGUGUGCAGCGGGACACGGACAUGAUCCUGGCCAAUCCGGUCCUGCCCAGCGAUGUGCUGACCGAGGUGGUGCCCGGAAAUAUACGCAACGCCGAUCACUUCCUCAGUUUCUUGCGCCGCUUUAUAGAAUAUAUAAAGACGAGACUGCGUGUCCAUCAUGUCGUUCAGGAGUCGCCGGCUGGCUUCCUCAAGGAUAUCUCCUCAAAGAUUUGCAUUGAGCGCAAGCCGCUGCGUUUCUGCGCCGAGCGCUUGUCCAGUCUGCUGCGCACGCUCGAGAUCAGUGAUUUGACCGAGUACGGAGCUCUCACUCUAAUCACCCACUUUGCCACACUGGUGUCCACCUACACAAAGGGCUUUACCAUUAUAAUAGAGCCCUUUGAUGACAAGACGCCCACUGUUUCGAAUCCUAUACUGCACUUUAGUUGCCUGGACUCUUCUAUAGCCAUGGCUCCGGUAUUUUCGCGUUUCCAAACUGUGGUCAUCACCUCCGGCACUUUGUCGCCCAUGGAUAUGUACCCGAAAAUCCUCGACUUUGAUCCCGUGGUCAUGAGCAGCUUUACCAUGACUCUGGCCCGUCCUUGUCUGCUACCCAUGAUUGUUUCCAAGGGCAACGACCAGGUGACCAUUUCGUCCAAGUUUGAGACCCGAGAGGACACCGCCGUGAUCCGAAACUACGGCCAGUUGCUGGUGGAGGUGGCCAAGACAGUGCCCGAUGGCAUUGUAUGCUUCUUCACCUCCUACUUGUACCUGGAGUCCGUGGUGGCCUCCUGGUAUGAUCAGGGCAUCGUAGACACCUUGCUGCGCUACAAGCUCUUGUUCAUCGAGACUCAGGACAAUGCCGAGACGAGCUACGCCCUGAUGAACUAUGUUAAGGCCUGCGAUUGUGGUCGUGGAGCUGUGCUGCUGGCUGUGGCGCGUGGCAAGGUCUCAGAGGGUGUGGAUUUCGACCAUCAUUAUGGUCGCGCGGUGCUCAUGUUCGGCAUCCCCUACGUGUACACGCAGUCGCGGAUUCUGAAGGCCCGGCUGGACUACCUGCGCGAUCAGUUUCAGAUACGUGAGAACGACUUCCUGACCUUCGACGCCAUGCGCCAUGCGGCCCAGUGCGUGGGAAGGGCGCUGCGCGGGAAGACGGACUACGGCAUCAUGAUCUUCGCGGACAAGCGCUUCUCGCGGCACGACAAGCGCUCGCGUCUGCCCAAGUGGAUCCAGGAGCACCUGGUGGACAGCUUCUGCAACCUGAGUACCGAGGAGGCCGUGCAGCUGGCCCGCCGUUGGCUGCGGCGCAUGGCGCAACCGUUCACGCGGGAGGACCAGCUGGGCAUCUCACUGCUGACCCUCGCCCAGCUGGAGAACAUGGAGCAGGAGAAGCUGGAGCGGCAGGCCCAGGGCAAACAGGGCGUUGGCGGCGAGGUGCAGGAGCUGUGAGAUGUGGGAGGUGCUCGGCCAACCGGCUCUUUGUCCGGCCGCCUUCCGGGAAUAACUCAGGCCGCUGAGCCGUCAGCUAAUGACAUUGAAUGCCAUUAGCAGCGGAUCACAACGGCAGUGCUGGAAAAUUUAAAAGUAAAAUUUGUUUUUUGGCUGCCAUGCAAAUCGGACGUAAAUGUCCAAUUAAUGGCUAAUUAAUAUUAUUUAUAAUUUCGCAGGCAUGACUAACUGUGGCCGCUCAAGGCGGCGAAAGGGCGCAAGCGCGGCGCGAGUUUUGCUCUUGCAGCUGUUUUCGUAUCUAUACCUGUGAUUGUAUCCGGAUUAGUUAAGCUGCAAGUUUAGAGAUAAACGUACUUUGUGAACUGCAAUUGUUUAAUAUUGCAAUCAUGAAAUACACUAGAAAACAAAGUAAG